This is a messenger RNA of Opisthorchis viverrini, 4794 nucleotides long. RefSeq lists its product as hypothetical. The record is from RefSeq and is a predicted model, not a curated record. Lineage: Eukaryota; Metazoa; Platyhelminthes; Trematoda; Opisthorchiida; Opisthorchiidae. Gene Ontology annotation, cellular component: nucleus. Bases 15 to 4715 code for a protein of 1566 amino acids. Gene Ontology annotation, molecular function: transcription coregulator activity; RNA polymerase binding. The transcript has 19 exons.
GUGUUCCGUUUGCCAUGCCACCAGGAUUCCCAGGCCCACCCGGUGGGAUCGGUCGUCCAAUGGUUGGACCGUUCAUUCCAUCCCAACCCUUAGGCCCGGGGGCACCGACAGUUCCUCUGCAUAUGAUGCCUCCUCCUAUGCACGGCAUGUCGAUGAUGCCCGGUUCCAUGCCCCCAUUCAGGCCACCGAUGCCUUUCAUGCCCCCAGCUAUGCCUGUUGGAGCCAUUCCCCCGGCUACUCAGCCAGCGGUUCAGCGUAAGACUCCAGAUGACAUAUGGGUAGAAAACCUAACAGCAGAAGGGAAGUCUUACUACUAUAACAUGCGUACUCGUGAGACACGAUGGGACCGCCCGGAGGGUGUCACAGUUGUGCGUCAGGGUGAAGUGGAGGGGACAGCUAAGCCUGCAUCGACAACUGCCUCUGUCGUACCCACAAUACCACCUCUGCUGUCCACAGGUGCUGCUAUUCAAAAACCUCCGGACGUUGCAGUAUGGUCAGAGUACCGCAAUCCAGAGGGUAAGGCGUACUACCACAAUUCAAGAACUGGUGAGACUACCUGGGAGAAACCUAAAGUGCUUGUCGACUGGGACGAGCAACAGAAAACCCCGGUAUUCACUGUUCCUUCUGCUCCCUCUACCACAACGAUGCAAGCGACAGCUGCCGCACCCGUGCAAUCGACGCCUCAGGUUCUGGAGAACAAACAGUCGAACAGUGAUGUUCCUUCAGAAGUUUCCACAGAGAACAAGGUAACUGCUGAAGUAAAAGUUACCUCUGAAGCGAAGGACUCGGAGAAGUCUAAUGGAUCGUCUGGGGAAAAUACUUCAACGAAAGAAGAACCGGCGAAGACUCCGAAGGACAACACCAGGCCAGUAUCGAGUACUGCCGUCCCUGGUACUCCGUGGUGUGUUGUUUGGACUGGCGACGAUCGUGCGUUCUUCUUUAAUCCAAGUCAGCGGCUUUCUGUUUGGGAGAAGCCCGAGGAACUGAAAGGACGUGCCGAUGUUGACCGCCUCCUCGAAAAACAACCCACAGCGGCUAACCCUGGCAAGCUUGGGUGUUCUGAGGGCAAUCCGUCUUCGGGGUCAGUUGAUAGUGAUAGUGGGGAGACUGCAUCCAAGAAACCUCGUCUGGAUGGCGAAGAGAACCAACCCCAAGAUAAUGAGGCCCAAAAAAAUCAAACGCCAGAAAAUGCGGAUGCGGAAACGGAAAAACCAGCGAACACUCCUGAUAAAAUCCCUGUCGGUAUGGAGGCCGCCAAAGAGGCUGAGGAACGGGCAGCUCGAGAACGGGCUGUUCAGCCACUAGAAGUUCGAGUCAGACGGUUCCGCGAAAUGCUUGUUGAAAUGCAGGUUUCUGCUUUUUCUACAUGGGAGAAAGAGUUGCACAAAAUUGUCUUCGAUCCGCGCUAUCUUCUUUUGGCCAGCAAAGAGAGAAAGCAAACGUUCGAAGCGUACGUCAAAGAACGCGCGGAAGAAGAAAGGCGCGAGAAGAAAAACAAACUGAAGGAGCGGAAAGAGAAGUUCAAUGAGCUGCUCGAAGAAGCGGAGUUGACGUCGAAAUCUUCCUUCACCGAGUUUUCGACAAAGUACGCGAAAGAUGCGCGGUUCAAGGGCAUAGAAAAGUCGCGGGACAGAGAAUCAAUGUUCCAAGACUAUUUGGCCGAACUUCGCAAACGGGAGAAAGAUGAAAAGCACCGUGAGAAAGAGAAAGUUAAGUCUGACUUCUUGAGUCUGCUCAAGGAAACGAAGGGUUUGUCACGGCAUUCUCACUGGAGUGAGGUGAAACGAAAAAUAGACGCAGAUCCGCGAUACAAGGCAGUCGAUUCUUCAUCCCGUCGUGAGGAUUGGUUCCGAGAUUUCGUGAGAAAACUGGAUGAGAAUCCGCCAUCCCGUGAGAGUAGCGACUCCCGAAAGGAAAGAGAAAAGAAAGAGCGACAGGAAGCUUCUAUCAGAGAGCGAGAAAAAGAGGUCAAAGAAGCCCUUUCCUCCUCGCUUCGGGAACGAGAGAAGGAGCGUGAGCAACAACUGCAUGCUGAACAGGAGGAAAACUUCCGAACAUUACUCAGCGAAUUUGUACGCGAUCCAGGGAUGACUUGGAAGGAAGCGAAGAAAGUCCUCCGCAAAGACAGUCGCUGGGAGUUGGUUAGUGACGUUCUGCAGCGUUCUGAACGAGACGAAAUGUUCAAGGAACAUCUGUCCAAUUUAUCGAAAAAAUCUCGUGAAUCCAAAACGAUGUCCGAAACUGACUCGUUAUGUUCUAUCUUGUCAUCUUGUCCUUUCUGUUAUAGCCACUCCAAUAUGUCUUCCCUCCACAAUAAUCACAAUCCUAACACUUCAGUAUCUGGAUCGUCCGUUGUCUGUCCAUCAGAAACCGCUGGACGUCACUGUUCUCGCUGUGUUUCUCGAGCUUCACUUGAACAGUCUACUCCAACGUCAGAACUGGCUACCCUUAAUGACUCUGACAGGAAUCACAUUCAUCAAGCCCGAUCUUACGAGGAUCACCAAUUAGUGAGAGAAAUUGAUGAAAGGGUUGUGACCGUCGCCCCUCCAAAUCGCAGUUCACUUGAUGCUAUCUUGGACCGUUUGGAGGAUGCACCGCAUGCACCUUCUGCCGCCAUCCAUAUGGAAGAUUCUUUGCUGCUCAAUUUCGACCCCCUGUUAGAAAGAUCCAAAGCUGAGAUUUUCGUUUUCGUUUUCUUUUCAACAGUUCCUGAACACGUGUGUGACUGUGAGCUGUCGAAUGGAGUUGUUCCCCUCAAUACAUGGAUUACGAUGACGAUGGAUGAUCGAAUUUCUCCGACGCCAGACGAACAGCCGUCCCUUCAACCGACUAACGUGGACAACGUGGAAAUAUUAUCCGACACUCCUUCACCUAGCUCCCAAGUUCCUCCUCUUGCCUCAGGAGUGACUGCUUCAAUUACUUUUUCACCUUGGAUGCAUCACAGCAUAUUGGACCAGGCUCUAGGCGGUUCCGAUCGCUCACCUGAGUGGCACGUAUCUCCUCCAGCUAGGGAGGUAGUCGAAUCAUCGGCGUCAUCAGUGAAAGGCCAUCUUCUCCGUCAUGGCACUGAAUGCCUGACAAAUAUCGAUGAAAACACCGAACCUUCCAUCUCGCCUAACUCGGUUCCGACACCAUCUGAUGCGGCUGACAUGGACGCACUGGCUGUGCUGCUAGGACGUGUUAAUGUUCAUGACCCAUCAGUACGGCGCGCUGAUCAACCCAGUGAUGAUGCACUACACACGAUGACUAAUUCAGCAUCUCCACACACCGCUACCCCACAUGACAACGCUGGACGCACACCACAUACAAAAUCGGCGAAUACCCCUUCGAGUAGAUUCGAGGUGAUACGCAAGUUAAGUCAGACCUUUGCUCAGUCUUUAGCUCCACAGUCAUCGUCCCAGUCAAAUACACCAUCUUCCAUGCACGUUCCUCAUGACACUACGAAACUGCAUAGGUCGCACCUCACCGAGUCUGCUCCGGUGGAUCCCAGCUGUAGUACGACGCCGAAGCUAAACGUAUCCAGUCGUCUAUCUUUCGGCGGCAUUUCGGGAAUGGUUUCUCAGGUUGCUCGGUCUCUCUAUGAUCGUCUUGGUGGUGUUUCUGGUCUCUCGGCGUCAACAAGAACACCAACUCAAACAGACGUUGGAACGAAUGCCAGUCCUAUCGCCCGUGCAUCCGCACACAUACUUGAGGAAACAGAAACGGCUCCAUCCGUAUUUCCAGUUAGUGCCCAUGACAGUGCACUGGGUGCGAAAAUUUUUCCCGCGGAUAACCCAGUUCCGUCGACCUGUACUAGUUUCGCACAGUCAGGUGACGAAGAUGUCUGGGAGAGUGUGGAUUCCAUGAAUGAUCCGAAACCAUCAGUAACAGACAGCUUUGCCAAAUCCAUAUCAGCUUUCGACCAGGUGGUUGAUAUCGUUUCUGAAAACAAGGAAAACCUACAAUUUCUCCCAACAAAUGCUGAUGCUCUGUUAUCGGGUUUCCACGAAUCGUGGGUCAUUGGCAAUCAGGCGAAUUCACACAUGAUGACAGCUGAUGUUGCAGGCCUGUCCGCCACUACCCAUGGUAACAUACAUAUGACCCAGUGGAUCCAUGAUGUUGCUGCUUCAGUCGACAAUACAUCAGGGUUACAGAACUCUAGUUUGUCCGAUCGACAAUCCGACAUAGCACAAGAAUGGUUGGAUCUACAUGAUGAAGUGUCGCGACUUCGUUCUGUCGCUGACGAUCUCAGCGGACUAAUGGUAACCUACGAACGAGCUCUAUUGGAUGCGGACGCGUAUAUGCAUAGGUGUAACACUGCGGCCGUUGCACGACUGACACGACUAGCGCAAGAGCGUGAUGAAGCUGUGGAACAGGUUGCCAAUAUGCACAAAGCUUGUGAAUACAUGGUCCGCGGCAUCCAGCGGGCAAAAGAAACCAUUGAAACGAAAAAAGAAAAACAAGCAGCGGCGGUCAGGUUACUCGAAAAAUUUGAGAAAAAGUAUCCAAAAAUGGUGACAAGAACUGAGAAAAUUGUCGAACAUUUCGUGAACCACCUUGGUGAUGCACUUGCUGAGAAUCAGAGGCAGCAAGAAGCAGAUCUGCGCAAACUGGACAAACUCCGAUUCGAUUUGCGUCAGGCAGAACUCCGCGAAGCAGCGGUCGCGGAACAAAUCAAACAGCUGGAAAAACAAUCUUCUGAGUUAACCAGGAUUUGUCAACAAUUUUUCCCCUGAAGAAUCCGGAUUCAUUUCGUUCACUCUUAUUUUUUUAAAUUCUAAGCUACGUGUCUCCAUUGGUCGUUAUAUAGUUCGU